This is a messenger RNA of Lodderomyces beijingensis, 1560 nucleotides long. The record is from the annotation of a GenBank genome assembly. Lineage: Eukaryota; Fungi; Ascomycota; Pichiomycetes; Serinales; Debaryomycetaceae.
AUGUUAUCUUCAGAAUCGGACGAUGCAGCUUGUGCUUCAACCGAAGGUAGUGGUGCCGCAGCCGCUUUGGAGAAACGUAUCGAGCAGAUGCCACUCGAGCAAUUGAACAACUACCAAGACGAGAUUGCAGCUGAGUUUAAAAAGCUCUCAAGACAAUAUGUCGAGUCCCGGUUGUCACGCAUUACCAGCAUGAUUGACAAAUUGGGCGAGCUGAUUGAACUAGCACAGGGUAACAACAAGAGCUGGCUCAAGAUCUAUAAUUUCGAAGUUGAAAUCAUAAAUAACAUGAUUACCAACACUGAGGAUUUGAUCAUGGUCAGUAAUGGCACCAUGCCUUCCAAGCCUGACCUUGUGAAAAACUUGGACGAAUAUGAAGAAGAGUUGAAGGAGAUUUUCCGAAGUAUGAGACUGCCAUUUGAUUUUGAUGCUACGUUCAAGUAUGAGACGAAAGAGUUGCAGGAUGACGACAAUCAGCAAAAGGCUGAUUGUGGUGCAGCAAGUGCAACAAGCGCAACAAGCGCAACAAGCGCAAACAAGUUGUCAAAUCUACCAUUCCCGUACCUCUUCAAUGACAUUUUCCAACCGCAUAGAACCAACUUGAAAUGUAUAACGAAAUCAAAAGAUUACCAGACAGAGCUCAUCAAGAGAACUUGUUGCAGUAAUGCAACCAUCACCUGGAAGCAGUACCACAGUAAAGUCGCGGCGAAAAAGCAAAAACUCAUUCUUAAAACAAAUCACCAAUUAAAUGAGCUUUACAAGGAGUAUAACCAACUAAAUCAACUGCAUCUUCAAGAGACAAUGGAUCGAUACUACUAUAACUCGUUGCUUACCCCGGAGCGCAUAGCAUCGCUUGCAAAUGAUGGCGUCAAGGGCAACAACGGUGACGUUGCUGCAAUGUUGAGGAGGAAUCAUGAUUCCACCUAUGUCACCAAGGGAAGCCGGUUGCUACCCAAGAACGAGCAUGAGUUAUCCUCGAUACGGCAAGAAUUGCACGCAAACGGUAAGCGCGCUGAACAGGUUCGUGCUGGAAUCAAGAGAAGUUAUAACGAAGCAUUUAUACCGCCUGAUUUGGUGAAUUAUGCAAACGAUGGUGAUGGUGAUGAAUUGGAUGGCGACUUGAAUGCCAUCAAACGUGCCGUGCUCGAAAAGACUGGAGUCAUGGGAGUCGCCUCAGAAAGUAAUACAAAUAAGCUAUCUGAGGCUCCAUUACCAGUGAAGAAGGAGAAAAAAAAUGACCAUGAGCUUACGAAAGACAAUGUAGUAGUAGUAGAUGGAGAAGAAGAAGGUGAAGUAGAUGAUGAUGUCGAUGACAAAGAAGAGGAAGAAGAAGAAGAAGAAGAAUAUGAUGACGAUGAUGAUGAUGAUGACGAGGACGACAGCGACGAUGAAGACCGGUAUGAGUCCUAUGAAGAAGUUUACGACGUUGAAGAAGAUAUGACCCCCGCCGAGAAGGAAAGCAGACAAAUGUACAAGAAUGUAUUGUUCCAGGAGCAACUCGUUUCAAUAAUGCCCUUUCCCAGCGUGCCUCCUUUGAACGUGUUUCCCAAAAUUGAUCGAUAA